ACACGUGUGGCAAGGAGGCGGAGCUUCUGAGUACGAGACUAGACGAGGUCGACUCGGGACGCAUCUUGGGGUCGAAGCUGUGAGAAAAGAUGAGCGCUGCCGAGCUGAGCGACAUUAUACAACACUUUGAGACAGAGAGUGGUAGUGAUCUACCGACUGCAGUGAGGUACCUGACGUCUGACGUGGCCAUUGCUAGAACCAUACGCACAUGUCUCUCCCUCCAGAUACAGCCAGCAGAAUUUGACCCCUCACUAUUCCAGUGGCUCUACAGCUGUGUCCAGCAGAAGAAGAAGAGUGGAGAUCUCUAUAACUUUGUGGUCCAGUUCUCACUCGACAUUAUACUGGUCUACUUUUAUGCAGUCUAUGAAAACCAACCCGAGCUGAAGGCCAGUUCCGAGGCACUGCUGAUGGUGAUCAUUGCAGAGGCUGAGAAGGAUCCAUCUCCUCCUGUUCAGAUCCACCCCAUGUCAAAACAUCUCCCCCAGAGUGUGGUGUCCCAGCAGGCAGUCCUGACAGAGGCCAUGCUCCAGAGACACAAUGAGACAGAGUACUCUGCCCUCAGACCUUCCUUCGCUGGGAAACCCAUCACCGUCAACAACAGACUGAGUUUCCUGUCCUCCGUGGUGGCAGUGUUCAGUGACAGACUAAUGCUGUGCCCUGCUGCCUCCAAGAUUGCCUUCUGUAACGGAUGUGUCAGGUUGUCAAUGCAGGGAGCAGACAUCCUGUGUGGUCUGGAGGAGGUGGUGGGCCACUCUGUGUCUCCGGUCACAGUCAGAGAUCUUGAGGCCCUGGGGGAGGGGAGGAGGUAUAGUGUGAGUGACGAGCUCCUCUCUGCUUUCCUGCACGGAGUCCGCAUGUGUCUGUUUCACUCUUGUCAUGAGGCUGCACUGCAAGCACUCUACUGUCUCAAGGCUAGAGCAGAGUAUGAGCUGCUCCCUGGAUCAAUGCAGGUGUCUGGUGCACUGAUAAGACUGUCUCAGAAUGUCAAGCCAACUCCUCUAGACCUUGACAUGGACAAGUAUUCUACUUAUACUGACAACGGGAAGCUACAGGAUCCAACGGAACUUCACACACUGCUACAGGGACACAUCUUGAAGUUGAAACAGAGAAGGGUCCUCCGUGGCCCCCAGGACUCUUUUGCUGAUCACUCUGCUGAUUCUGUCUAG
Molecule: messenger RNA, 1166 nt
Organism: Geodia barretti
Lineage: Eukaryota; Metazoa; Porifera; Demospongiae; Tetractinellida; Geodiidae
Source: the annotation of a GenBank genome assembly